AUGGUGAAAGCUCUGAGCAUCGCGUGCUUGGGCGUGCUGGGCUUCGCCGGUGCCCACAAGCCCCGCAGCGACGUGGAGAAGGCAUUCGACAAGUUCUUGAAGGAUUUUAGCAAGGACUACGACGACGUGGAGAAGCAGGCUCGCUUCGGUGCCUUUGCCGACAACUUCGAGUACAUCACGCGUGAGAAUGCCAAGGGCCAUUCCUACCAGCUCGGUUUGAACGAGUUCUCGGAUUUGUCGCUGGAUGAGUUCAAGAUGAACAAGCUCGGGCUGAAGCUUCCAGAGUCCGUUUGGGGAGAGCUGCCGAGCUUGGGCAUGCACAAGGCAAGCAACUCCUCGCUGCCCAGCUCCGUCGACUGGCGCAGCAAGGCCGUGACGCCUGUGAAGAACCAGCAGCAAUGCGGCUCAUGCUGGGCAUUUUCUACGACGGGUGCCUUGGAAGGAGCCUGGGCUAUCGCCACGAGCAAGCUUGUCUCGCUGUCUGAGCAGCAGCUGGUCGAUUGCUCCAAGAAGUUCGGCAAUGAGGGCUGCAGCGGAGGCCUCAUGGAUAACGGCUUCAAGUACGAGGAGCAGGCACCUGUGUGCACGGAGGACAGCUACCCGUACUUGGCCAAGAAUGGCAUCUGCAAGGCCUCCGGCUGCAAGGUGGGAAUUCCCGCGCACGGCGUCACCGGCUACAAGGACGUCAAGGCCGACGACGAGCAGUCUCUGAUGGACGCUGUCUCGAAGCAGCCUGUGUCCGUGGCCAUUGAGGCAGAUCAGAUGGCCUUCCAGCUCUACAAGGGUGGAGUGCUCAGCAAGACCUGCGGCACCAAGUUGGACCACGGCGUGUUGGUCGUGGGCUACGGAACCGAGGACGGCAAGGACUACUGGUUGGUGAAGAACAGCUGGGGAUCUACGUGGGGUGAAUCCGGGUAUGUGAAGCUGGAGCGUGGCAAGCCGGGACCUGGUGAGUGCGGCAUCAAGAGCCAGGCAUCCUACCCCGUUGUCCACUAUGAGAAGCCGCCGUGCCAGAAGGACGAGACCCAGGCUGAGGUGGAGGGUGCCGGUGGCAGCGUGUGUGCCCCCAAGUGCAACACCGGCUCCUGCCCAACGGACGUCCCAGAGGGCACUACUGCCAAGCCCAUGUGCAUCCUUCAGGACGAGAGCAGCGGCGACAAGUACUGUGCCCUGGCCUGCAUUGUGGGCGGCUGCCCCGAUGGCUCCAAGUGCGUGCACCUGUCCAGCCUUUUGGGUGUCUGCAUCUAUCCGGACUCCAGCUCCAGCAUGAAGCUUGGAGUCGUGCCCGAUUCCAGCGAGAUCACGGCAGAGGCCAUGCUCUCCGUGGCGCGUCGCUGCCCACGCUUCGUCGUCAACGCCUUCAAUACGAAGAUUGCUCCGUUCUCUCCCAGUUUGCAGCGAACCGAGCAGACGACAGCACCCAGCGACGAAUUGGCUGUUGCAUUUCUGCUCAAAGCCGUUGUGCGAGAGGACAACCUGGCCAAGAUGUCGGACCUCUUCCACACUCGUUUCCCGGGAUUGGUGUGCACAGUCACAGCCGGAGGAGCCGUAGCCGAGAGAAAGACGACAGCCACCCGAAUCUCGGGGACCCUUCGCCUCUUUGGGAUGGACCAGGUUGGUCAGCUCGCCAAAAUCUCGGAGGUCCUUCACGCCUGCGGCAUGACCAUCCUCAACUUGCAUGUGACGACCGGUGUCUGUGACGUGGAGACCUGUGAGUUUGUGGUGCGCGAGGGUGGUCCUCUCUCCGAGAACGUCAUCACUGUAGCAGCGAUGAACAAGGAGACCUUUGAAGAGGAGACCUUCCGAAACGAGGUGGAGGACGCCUCCCAGGAGGUGGGCUACGCUGUAACAUCGAUCAUCCUUGAGGGUGAGAAGCACAGGCCACAGCAACUUGCACGAUACUACCUUCGCCGCAAGAGCUUCAUGGGUGAGUGGGCCAAGGGCCACACGAAGCCGUCCUGCAUCCUCGCGGCGUCGUAG
Molecule: messenger RNA, 1980 nt
Organism: Symbiodinium sp. CCMP2592
Lineage: Eukaryota; Dinophyceae; Suessiales; Symbiodiniaceae
Source: the annotation of a GenBank genome assembly